Suricata suricatta (meerkat) is the source of this 512-nucleotide messenger RNA. Its product is annotated as RPA-related protein RADX-like. Gene Ontology annotation, molecular function: single-stranded DNA binding. Gene Ontology annotation, biological process: regulation of DNA repair. The record is from RefSeq and is a predicted model, not a curated record. The coding region runs from base 1 to 429 and encodes 142 amino acids. Gene Ontology annotation, cellular component: replication fork. The transcript is spliced from 3 exons. NCBI's taxonomy places the organism in Eukaryota, Metazoa, Chordata, Mammalia, Carnivora, Herpestidae.
AUGGAUCACCUGCAUUACAGCUGCAUUCAUACUGAAAGUAUUCCCCGGAAAUUUGUUUUGGGGCAUAGAAAGUUUCUCACUGAGCAGUUUAAUUCUCAGCCUGCAAAAUACACACCACCGGAGGGAAAGCCCCCAAAACUUGAGGACUUUAAAAGCGCCCGAAGCCUUGGACAUUUCGAAAUAACCAUCCUAGGACUGAACCAAGAGAUAGCAAUCGAUGUUGCAUUCCUGCCUAAGUAUUCUCCAGAAGAUCUCCGUACAUCUCAAAUGGAUACAUUACUAACCUCCAUGAAUUACAGCUGUGUGUUUCCACCGGCAACAGCUAGCAAUGACAGACUGCCAAGAGCACUUGCAAGUGAUAUUAUCAACGCUCUUUGGAGCCACCAGAUGGCGAUGUUGCAGACCGGUGCUCUGAGCCUCUCAACUUAGUGGAAACGUGAGAAAUGGCAGGGAAUUCAAGCAAACCCAGUGUGUUGGGGUGAAAGCAUCGUAGCAUAAAACCUGGAGGUGGG